GGAAGUCGCGCCCACACCGAUCUGAGCCACGCCGGGGCGAGCGCUCGCAGUGCGAGCUGAGUGUGGAGCCCGAGGCCGAGGGCGACUGCUCUCGCUGCCCCAGUCUGCGGGCCGCCCGGUCCCGGCUGCCGAGCUGCUCCGCCGCCCGCCGUCCCGCGUAGAAGGAAGCAUGCUGACCGUCGGCUGCACGCUGCUGAUCGCCCUGCUGGCCGCGCCCGCGGGCGCGCUGGUCCUCGGGAGCUGUCGCGCGCUGGAGGUGGCAAAUGGCACAGUGACAAGCCUGCCAGGGGCCACCGUUACCCUGAUUUGCCCCGGGAAGGAAGCAGCAGGCAACGUUACCAUUCACUGGGUGUACUCUGGCUCACAAAACAGAGAAUGGACUACCACAGGAAACACACUGGUUCUGAGGGACGUGCAGCUCAGCGACACUGGGGACUAUUUAUGCUCCCUGAAUGAUCACCUGGUGGGCACUGUGCCCUUGCUGGUGGAUGUUCCCCCAGAGGAGCCCAAGCUCUCCUGCUUCCGGAAGAACCCCCUUGUCAACGCCAUCUGUGAGUGGCAUCCGAGCAGCACCCCUUCUCCAACCACGAAGGCUGUGCUGUUUGCAAAGAAAAUCAACACCACCAACGGGAAGAGUGACUUCCAGAUGCCCUGCCAGUAUUCUCAGCAGCUGAAAAGCUUCUCCUGCCAGGUGGAGAUCCUGGAGGGUGACAAAGUGUACCACAUAGUGUCACUGUGCGUUGCAAACAGUGUGGGAAGCAAGUCCAGCCACAAUGAAGCUUUUCACAGCUUAAAAAUGGUGCAGCCAGAUCCACCUGCCAACCUUGUGGUAUCAGCCAUACCUGGAAGGCCUCGCUGGCUCAAAGUCAGCUGGCAGCACCCUGAGUCCUGGGACCCGAGUUUCUACUUGCUGCAGUUCCAGCUUCGAUACCGACCUGUAUGGUCAAAGGAGUUCACGGUGUUGCUGCUCCCGGUGGCCCAGUACCAAUGUGUCAUCCAUGAUGCCUUGCGAGGAGUGAAGCACGUGGUCCAGGUCCGUGGGAAGGAGGAGCUUGACCUUGGCCAGUGGAGCGAAUGGUCCCCAGAGGUCACGGGCACUCCUUGGAUAGCAGAGCCCAGGACCACCCCAGCAGGAAUCCUCUGGAACCCCACACAGGUCUCUGUUGAAGACUAUGCCAACCGUGAGGAUCAGUACGAAGGUUCUACAGAAGCAACGAGUGUCCUUGCCCCAGUGCAAGAAUCCUCGUCCAUGUCCCUGCCCACAUUCCUGGUAGCUGGAGGAAGCUUGGUGUUUGGGUUGCUUCUCUGUGUCUUCAUCAUCCUGAGACUCAAGCAGAAAUGGAAGUCAGAGGCUGAGAAGGAAAGCAAGACGACCUCUCCUCCACCCCCACCGUAUUCCUUGGGCCCACUGAAGCCGACCUUCCUUCUGGUUCCUCUCCUCACCCCACACAGCUCUGGGUCUGAGAAUACCGUAAGCCACAGCUGCCUAGGUGUCAGGGACGCACAGAGCCCUUAUGACAACGGCAACAGAGACUACUUAUUCCCCAGAUAAUCAUCUGGAUGGUACCUGGCAGCUGGCAGGGCACCACGAGAUCAGCACACAAGUUUCUCACUGCCAGUCCCAUCCACCUGGGGUGGGGCGGGGCGGGCGGGGCUGCAGCUUCACUAACCCACAAGAGUUCUGCACAGGUUCUGAGUGGGCGGAGACUGGUGCUGCAUAGGCUCUGAAGGAAGGAAGGGGCUGUGAGGAACACAGGCCAUCGUGAAGACAGUUUGCGAUGACUGAAUAGAGACGCCAGUCAGCUCCACAUCUGAUAGUGGCUCACAAGCUGCACCCUCAGGAGGCCUCAGGAAGGGGCUCCAAAGGCUGCCCCAGCUGCCUCGCUCUGCCUCACUGCCCCAAGCCACCUUUUAGCUCUUGAACUCCUAAAGUCCAAGCACUUUGCCAUUCUCUUUCCGAGGCCACUGAGGCCGGGCAGAAGCUUGGUUCCAUUUUCCUUCUCAACAUCUGGAAAGCACCUGGGCCCGGUGGUGGUGACUAAUAUCUCAGGGCCUGAUGGUUUUUACUCGAGUGACAAUUCCUCACAAGCAGUUUUUAAAUGUGAAUGACGACCCUAGGCACUGCUGGCUGCGGAGGUUUUAUUUUCCUCUUCGAUCUCAGGACUUCAGGCGAGAAGCGGAGCAGAAGUAGAGAGCGGAUGGGUGUCCACCGUCCUCAUGGUACUUGAGGGAGGUACAGCCUGGAAAACACGUUUCCUGUCCCGCUACUCUCCCAGAAGAGGGAUGAUGGUAGGGGGUGCCUCUUCCAGGGCGGAGAGUACAACUUCUUUACCCCAGCCUUGCCCAUACAGGUUUCAACUGGACUGGAGCUACUAGGAAAGAUGACAUUCAUGCAAAAAGAAAAAACAUUAACUAGCAAGAAUGUACUUUCAUUUUGGUUUUUAGAGAACUGUUGCCUGUUUCUCUCAAGAGUCUGGAAGAGGCCACUCACUGCACGCUGCUGUAUGAACCCUCACUGCCCACCCUGGAGGACCAAGUGCAGUAACGGUAGCCCAAACGCCAAGUCAAGUGAAAAUCGAGGAAAAAAAAACCAAAAAAAAAAAAAAAAAAAAAAAAAAAAAAAAAAAAAAAAAAAAAAAAAAAAACCAAACCAAAA
This is a messenger RNA of Mus caroli (Ryukyu mouse), 2656 nucleotides long. It is a transcript of the gene Il6r, whose product is annotated as interleukin 6 receptor. Lineage: Eukaryota; Metazoa; Chordata; Mammalia; Rodentia; Muridae. Gene Ontology annotation, molecular function: cytokine receptor activity; protein binding. Gene Ontology annotation, cellular component: external side of plasma membrane; membrane. The record is from RefSeq and is a predicted model, not a curated record. Gene Ontology annotation, biological process: cytokine-mediated signaling pathway; immunoglobulin mediated immune response.